This is a messenger RNA of Rosa chinensis, 1034 nucleotides long. RefSeq lists its product as uncharacterized. The record is from RefSeq and is a predicted model, not a curated record. The transcript is spliced from 3 exons. Lineage: Eukaryota; Viridiplantae; Streptophyta; Magnoliopsida; Rosales; Rosaceae. Bases 1 to 813 code for a protein of 270 amino acids.
AUGGCAUCCGGACAAGUUCCUAGCAAUGUUCUCUCUGUUGAACCAUUAAGUGGUUCAAAUUUUAAGAAGUGGAAGGAGGACAUAAUUAUUUCGCUAGGACUAGCAGAUUUGGAUAUAGCACUUAGGACUCCCAAACCAGAGAGCGCACAUGCCACCGGGACAAACCAACAACGAGCUGCAUAUGAAAAAUGGGAGAGGUCUAACCGGUUAUCUCUACUGGUUAUGAAAAGAUCCAUGACAGAGGCCGUACGUGGUAGCAUUGAGGAUUGUGAGUAUGCUGUUGACUAUCUUGAUGCUAUUGGUAAGAAAUAUAAGGAGUCUGAGAAGGCUGAAGGGGUUGCUUUGCUAUCUAAGUUUAAUUCAUCACAGUAUGAUGGCAAUGGAAAUAUCAGAGAGCACAUCAUGGGUGUUUUAGAGCUAGGUGCCAAGCUUAAUUCUCUAGAUUUUGGCAUCUCUAAGAAGGUGAUGGUGGCCCACAUCCUAAAUACACUACCACCCUCUUUUAGUCAAAUGACUGUUUCCUACAACACCCAAAAAGAAAGCUGGACACCUGAUGAGCUUAUUUCAAAUUGUGUUCAAGAGGAGGAACGUCUUCGUCGGGAGAAGGGAAAAUCUGUUAAUUUUGUGCAAAAAGGGAAACAAGGGCAGCAGCAAAAGGGAAAAAAGAAGCAGCCAUAUCUUGGGCCUCAGGGGGUGUGCAAAAGAAAAUGCCUACUCCUUCUUCAAAGCCUAGUUCUUCCAAUUCUAAAGGAUCUUCCAACCCAAAAUCUGAACCUUUUCUCUGCUACUUCUGUAAGAAAGAUGGACACAUGAAGCGAGAUUGCUCUCGUUACAAAAAAUGGCUUGCAAAACAAGGGUUACAGAACAAAGAGGAAACCAAGAAGGGAUGAGCUGCAAGUGUUCGUGGGCAAUGGAAACAAAGUUCAAGUGGAUUUCAUAGGCACUGUUAGGAUAAAAUUAGAGUCAGGAUUUUCUUUUGAUUUAAAGGAUGGUGCUUUUAUUCCCUCUAUGAGGAGAAAUUUAAUUUCGGUUGU